Messenger RNA from Funneliformis caledonium, 741 nucleotides. Lineage: Eukaryota; Fungi; Glomeromycota; Glomeromycetes; Glomerales; Glomeraceae. The record is from the annotation of a GenBank genome assembly.
AUGGGUCGUGUUAUUCGUUCUCAAAGAAAAGGUCCCGGUGGCAUUUUCAAGGCUCACACUAGGCUUCGCAAAGGAGCUGCUAAAUUAAGACCUUUGGAUUAUGCUGAACGUAAUGGAUAUACAAGAGGCAUUGUUAAAGAGAUUAUUCACGAUCCUGGCCGUGGUGCUCCUCUUGCCAAAGUGCAAUUUCGUGAUCCUUAUCGGUACAAACGUCACAUCCAAACAUUCAUUGCUACUGAGGGCAUGCAUACUGGCCAAUUUGUUUAUUGUGGAAGAAAAGCCGCUUUAACUGUUGGAAAUGUGCUUCCCCUUGGUUCAAUGCCCGAAGGUACAAUCAUUUGCAAUGUAGAAGAAAAGAUUGGUGAUCGUGGUGCUUUAGCUCGUGCUUCAGGCAAUUAUGCUACUAUCAUUGGCCAUAAUCAUGAUGAAGGCAAGACCCGAAUUAAACUUCCUUCUGGCGCUAAGAAAGUUAUCAACUCUAGUGCUCGUGCUACGAUAGGUAUCGUAGCUGGUGGCGGUCGUAUUGAUAAGCCUUUGCUUAAGGCUGGUCGUGCAUAUCACAAAUAUCGUGUAAAGAGAAAUUGCUGGCCCAAGACUCGUGGUGUUGCUAUGAAUCCUGUGGACCAUCCUCACGGUGGUGGUAAUCAUCAACAUAUUGGUCACGCAUCUACAGUCUCCAGAGAAAGUGCUCCCGGACAAAAGGUACAGUUUCUUUAUUUCUUUUAUAGUAUUCAUUUUUGA